AUGGGUUUCUUCCGGAAAGAAUUACUCUAUGUUAUAGUCAUCAUAUUCGGAUCCAUGAACUUUGGUGAAACAAUGGCCUAUUGGAGCCCAGCUAACAAGCAAAUGACAGCAGAUCUUCAAAUUAGUGAUUUUGCAGGAACAGUUUUCAACACACUUCCUGCUUUCAUGGGUAUCAUUACACCAUUCUUCAUCCACAUUCCAAUUAACAAGCUUGGCCGUAGACUUACUUCUUGCAUUACAGGUAUUUCUGCCGUUGUUGGUUGGUUACUUAUCCCAAUUGCCAACGAAAAGUUAUGGAUUUUCGCGUUCAUUGGUCGUACAAUCCUUGGCUUAACAGUUGGUUCAUUCUCAACCGUCUGCCCAUUGUACAUUACAGAGAUUUCUCCAACAGAGGUUCGUGGUUCAUAUGGUAUUUUACACCAGUUUGGCGUUGUUAUCGGUGCUUGCCUUUGCUACUUGCUUGGUAUUUGGAUCAAUUGGCGCUACCUCGCUUUGAUCCUUGCCCUUCAGCCAUUCAUCCAUGUUGUAUUCAUCUACUGCGUCCCAGAAUCACCACACCAAGAUCAUGAAGAAAUUCCAGGAUCAAAGAAGGAAAGCUUAUUCUCCAAGAAAUUCAUUAAACCAAUCUUGGUUUCAUCCCUUCUUAUGUUCUUCCAGCAAUUCUCUGGCUGCAAUGGCUUCCUUUCCAACCUUGAGAAGAUUUUCAGCGAUGCUGGUUCUUCAAUCAGGCCAUCUGUUGCCGCUUUCCUUGUCGGACUUUCUGGUCUCGUUGCAACAGGUUUCUCUGCACCACUUGUUGCCUGCAUUGGCCACCGUCCAGCCUGGCAUAUUUCUUCAGUCUGCUGUGCCUUGGCUCUUCUCAUCGCCGCUCUCAACUACUGGUUUAACUGGUCUAAAGUCAUCCCAGCCAUCAUGAUGAUUUUGGAUAAUCUCAUGUUUGGAUUUGGCCUUGGUCCAAUUCCAUGGGUUAUCACUCCAGAACUCUUCCCAGACUCUGUCAGACCAGUUGCAACAUCAAUCAUGACAACACUUAACUGGACAUUCGCUGCAAUCGUUAUGAUGAUUUGGCCACCAAUGUCAAAGUACCUCAAGUUUGGUGUUUCAAUGGCUAUCUAUGCAGGCAUCUGCUUUGCAGCCUUUGGCUGGGGCAUUUUCAUGCUCCCAGAUACACAUGGAAAGGAAAUGGGCGCAAUCUUUGAAGAAAAGGCAGAGCCACUCCUUUCUAACAACUAA
Molecule: messenger RNA, 1233 nt
Organism: Trichomonas vaginalis G3
Lineage: Eukaryota; Parabasalia; Trichomonadida; Trichomonadidae
Product: major facilitator superfamily transporter
Exons: 1
Coding region: 1-1233 (410 amino acids)
Biological process (GO): transmembrane transport
Cellular component (GO): membrane
Molecular function (GO): transmembrane transporter activity
Source: RefSeq, a predicted model, not a curated record